AUGUUGCGAUGGCCAUUGCUUACCCAGAGCAUCGGCAGCGCCGUCCUUUUUGGAACCGGAGACGUCCUGGCCCAGCAGCUCGUCGACCGAGCCGGCAUCGAGAACCAUGACUACGCCCGCACUGGUCGGAUGGUCUUAUACGGAGGCGCAAUCUUCGGACCAGCCGCAACGACUUGGUAUAAGUUCAUGCAGCGAAACAUUGUUUUCAGAAGUCCCAAGGCUACAUUAGUUGCUAGAGUGUGUGCAGAUCAGGUCCUGUUCACUCCUACGCAUCUGACCUGUUUCCUAUCCUCCAUGGCACUCAUGGAAGGAAACGACCCAUUGGAGAGGCUCCGAACAACUUUUGGCACCGCCUACAAGACCAACCUCAUGCUCUGGCCAUGGGUGCAGGCGGCUAACUUUUCAUUCGUGCCAUUAGAGCACCGAGUUCUUGUCGUUAACCUCGUCAGCCUUGCAUUCCAUGUCCGCGUUGCUAACAGUUGA
Messenger RNA from Arthroderma uncinatum, 483 nucleotides. RefSeq lists its product as uncharacterized. Gene Ontology annotation, cellular component: membrane; mitochondrion; cytoplasm. NCBI's taxonomy places the organism in Eukaryota, Fungi, Ascomycota, Eurotiomycetes, Onygenales, Arthrodermataceae. The record is from RefSeq and is a predicted model, not a curated record. Bases 1 to 483 code for a protein of 160 amino acids. The transcript is spliced from 5 exons.